CCACAGCCGCAGCGCCGACGCCGAGCGGGCCGCGGCGGGCAGCCGACCCCCGCACGCGCCGCGGGGCGAGCGGCCGCGCUGAGGCGCCGCGGCGGCCAUGGGGGCCCUGACGAGCCGGCAGCACGCGGGCGUGGAGGAGGUGGACAUCCCGUCCAAUUCCGUGUACCGCUACCCGCCCAAGUCCGGAAGCUACUUUGCCAGCCACUUCAUCAUGGGAGGAGAGAAGUUCGACUCGACUCACCCCGAGGGGUACCUGUUUGGCGAGAACAGCGACCUGAACUUCCUGGGGGACAGGCCCGUGGCGUUCCCGUAUGCGGCGCCGCCUCCCCAGGAGCCCGUGAAGACGCUGCGAAGCCUCAUCAACAUCCGGAAGGACACCCUGAGGCUCGUCAGGUGCGCUGAGGAGGUGAAGGCGCCCGGCGAGGAGGCCGGCAAGGCCAAGGCGCACUACAGCGUGGAGUUCACCUUCGACACGGACGCACGUGUCGCCAUCACCCUCUACUACCAGGCCACGGAGGAGUUCCAGAACGGCAUCGCCAGCUACAUCCCCAAGGACGGCGGCCUGCAGUCGGAGACGGUGCACUAUAAGCGCGGCGUGUGCCAGCAGUUCUGCCUGCCCUCCCACACCGUGGACCCCUCCCAGUGGGCCGAGGAAGAGCUCAGCUUCGACCUGGACCGCGAGGUGUACCCGCUGGUGGUGCACGCUGUGGUGGACGAGGGCGACGAGUACUUCGGCCACUGCCACGUGCUGCUGGGCACUUUCGAAAAGCACACAGACGGGACUUUCUGCGUGAAGCCCCUCAAACAGAAGCAAGUGGUGGACGGGGUCAGCUAUCUGCUGCAGGAGAUCUACGGCAUCGAGAACAAGUACAACACACAGGACUCCAAGGUGGCCGAGGACGAGGUGAGCGACAACAGCGCCGAGUGCGUGGUGUGUCUGUCGGACGUGCGGGACACCCUGAUCCUGCCCUGCCGCCACCUGUGUCUGUGCAGCGCCUGCGCGGACACCCUGCGCUACCAGGCCAACAACUGCCCCAUCUGCCGCCUGCCCUUCCGGGCUCUGCUGCAGAUCCGCGCCAUGAGGAAGAAACUCGGCCCCUUGUCCCCCGCCAGCUUCCACCCCGUCAUCUCCUCCCAGACUUCCGACUCCGAGGAGCACUCUUCCUCCGAGAACAUCCCUCCCGGCUACGAGGUGGUGUCGCUCCUGGAGGCCCUCAACGGGCCCCUCACCCCGUCCCCUGCCGUCCCCCCACUCCACGUGCUCGGAGACGGCCCCCUCUCAGGAACGCUGCCUUCCUACGGCAGCGACGGCCACCUGCCCCCGGUCAGGACACUCUCCCCGCUGGACCGUCUGGCUGACCGCGGCGGCCCAGGACUCCAGCUCAAACGGAGCCUGUCCAAGUCCGUGUCCCAGAACUCGGCUGUGCUGCCCGAGGAGGAGGACGGGGAGGACGGCGAGGAGGAGCCGUCCUGCAGCGAGUCGGAGACGCGCCUGUCCCCGAGGCCGCCGGCCCAGCACCUGGGGGAGGACUGCGGGGUGACCCCCGAAAGUGAGAACCUCACCUUGUCCUCGUCGGGAGCCAUCGACCAGUCGUCCUGCACGGGCACCCCGCUCUCCUCCACCAUCUCCUCCCCCGAGGAGCCCGCGAGCAACAGCCUGGCGCAGUCGGUCAUGUCCAUGGUGUCGUCCCAGAGCCGCCACUCGCAGCUCAGCACCGACACCGUCUCCUCCAUGUCCGGCUCCUACGUGGCCCCCGGCACCGAGGACGAGGCGGAGGCGCUGCCUUCGCCCCGCGCCGCCAGCAGGGCCCCCUCGGAAGAAGGGGAGGCGCUGCCCGGAGCGUCUCCUGACCGGAACUUCGUUGGCCUGGAGGAGCAGGACGCGGAGGGGAACGAUGUGCUGGAGGAAGAGGAUGUCUCGCCCACCCAGGAGGACGGCCAGCGGACAUGCGCUUUUCUAGGCCCGGAGUGUGACAAUAACAAUGACAGCGCCAGCGUGAAAGCACUGGACAAUGAGCUGUGCUCUGAGGCCUGCCUACCCGCCGCAGCCCGGAGUCACGCCCCUAGGCAUUGAGGAAUAGGCGCCUGGCAGGCCGACGACAACGCCCUCAGCCACCGGGGCCGAGCGCGGUGGGGCGCGCCCAGAGCCGAGGAGGAGGGCCCCGAGAGCCGGCCCGGCGUGUGGGGCCCCUUGGCGGUGUGAGCCCGCCUCCCCCGCGCCCCUCCCGCCCGCCCCGUCUCCGCAGACCUGGGCCCGGCCUCGUCUCCUUGGUCCCCUUGAACUUCCCCCUCCAGCAAGACGGAUGCCACUGGCCGAGCCGCAGCUGGACACUCUCCACGCAGUCUGGCACGUGCCCGAGUGUCGUCGGUGGAACCGAGUCCGCGGCGUCUCCUGGCGGGGGGCAGCUCGCCAACAAGGAAGCCUCUACUGCGGGGCGACUGGGGGGGCCCUCAGGGGAGUAGCACUGCACUGCAGGGACCCCCGGGAGACCCCCACUCCAGGGGGCUGGGAAGCUGGUUCUGGCCUGGGAAUGCUCCCACCCUUCCGGACAUCUCAUCUCAGCUGGCACUGAGGGGCGCCUGGGGUCCCCCCUGUGCCAGGCUGACGUCAUUCUGCCCCCCAGCCCUCUCCGCAAGAGCUCCUGUGAGUGGCGUGGCCCACGAUCUCUAGUGGUCCCCGAGCACCCCAGAGAAAGGGGAAGAUCACGCAGGGUCCUGCUGACCUGUCACCCCAACCUCCCCCGUUUGCCUCCCUCCCACACCCCCUGAGCCUGGGAGACAGGACCCCUGGGUGCCUGUGCAGAGCACCUGGACACAGCAGGGCCCAGCCGAGUCGCUAGGGGGUCCCUCCACUCCAACUGCCCAAGUGCCCCCCCCGACCAUGGGGCCGUGGCUUCACCGUUGGUCUUGGGGGAAAGGUGGGGGCUUCGGGGUGAGGGUGGGGCUGAAUAGGGCCAGGGUACCCCGCCAGUCCCCAGGUCGUGGGGGCAUCUUGGCACCCCAUGAGCAUACAUGGCCAGGAGGAUCCCAACUGCCCGAGUCUCCAGGGUCUGCCCUCUGCCCCCCACAUCCACGGCCCCUCUCAUGUUUGAGAUUUCAGCAAUAACCCCAGCCCCCAUGUCUGAGGCAUUUGAGCUGAGGGUAGGGCACCUCCCAGAGUGGUGGUCACUGGGAAUGAAGAAGUGGGGAGCUCAGAGGAAGCAGCCCCUCUGAGCGCCGUGGGGGAGGGGAGAGCCGCUCAGGGCUCUGUGCUCUUGACCCCCGCAGGCCCUGCUUUCAGAAGGAAGGAGCAGGUUAGGGUGUCCCGCAUCCUGCAGGCCUCCAUUCGCCCACCCCGACCCCCUUCCUGCCCUCCUGUUCUCAUUUGGCUCUUUGGCAGGCAGAACCCCCCCCCACCCCGACCCAGGGGCUCUCCAGGCAGCCCCCCCUUCCAGAGGUAGAAGUGAUGCCCCAGCAGGAAGGAGAUGAGGCCCGCAGCCCCAGGUCUGAAAGGGAGCUGGUGCCUAUCUGAUGCCCCUUUGCACCCAGUCCCUCCCCGCUGUGCCAGCACCCACACAGGGCACACCCUGGCACAGACCCACACACUGUAAGGGGCUGCCCCCGUCCUGCCACGUGUGCGCCCCUCGCUCCCCAGACUCCAUCGGCGGCACACGAAAGGGGGGGACGGCAAGGUUGCAAUAUUUAUGGAUUGCUGCAUGAUUCUUUAAGAUGAAUAAAACUGUUUACAAAGAAGGAGAA
Molecule: messenger RNA, 3738 nt
Organism: Sorex araneus (European shrew)
Lineage: Eukaryota; Metazoa; Chordata; Mammalia; Eulipotyphla; Soricidae
Gene: RNF157
Product: ring finger protein 157
Exons: 20
Coding region: 98-2074 (658 amino acids)
Biological process (GO): protein ubiquitination
Cellular component (GO): cytoplasm
Molecular function (GO): ubiquitin protein ligase activity
Source: RefSeq, a predicted model, not a curated record